AUGGCCGCCAUGGAAAUGCACUCAUUGGGCGCGCGCUCCCUAAACCACGCGUCCGCCGAUACCGAAGCCGAGUACGACCGUCUCCGCGACCUCGCGCGCCAAGAAGCCGCAAAACGCUCCUCCUGCUUCGACAAAGCCCACCAAGCGUACGAAUCCGGCGAUGGAGCGCGCGCCCACGAGCUUUCCGAAGAAGGCAAAGCCCACGCCGCGAAGAUGGACCAAUACAACCAUCAAGCGCGCGACUACAUCUUCCGUGAAAACAACGCCGAGGGCAGAGUCGCAGGCGAUACCAUCGAUCUCCACGGCUUGUUCGUAGAAGAGGCCGAGGAUGUUCUGGAAGAGAGGAUUAGGGUUGCAAGACAGAGAGGUGAAGGCCAUCUACACGUUAUUGUGGGCAAGGGAAACCACAGCAGGAACCAUGUCCAGAAGAUCAAGCCGCGAGUCGAGCAGGUGUGCCGCGAAUUGGGAUUGCAGUAUCGCACUGAGGAGAAUGAGGGUAGGAUCUUUGUGAACUUGCAGGGUGGUGAUGUGCAUGAGAUGCCGCCACCGCCUCAGGCUCCGAGCUAUGGUGGUUACCCUGGACAACAUGGUGGUCAACAUGGUGGACAGCAUGGCGGACAACAUGGUGGGCAGCAUGGCGGACAACAUGGUGGGCAGCAUGGCGGACAACAUGGUGGGCAGCAUGGCGGACAACAUGGCGGCCAGCAACAUGGUGGUCAGCAACACGGUGGCCAGCAGCAUCAUGGACAACAGCAAGGUCAGAACGAUGAGAUUGAGCAGAUGGCCAAGAAGGGCUUGUCUAGGUUGCUCAAGAAGCUUGGGUGCUGUACGGUUAUGUAA
Molecule: messenger RNA, 840 nt
Organism: Alternaria triticimaculans
Lineage: Eukaryota; Fungi; Ascomycota; Dothideomycetes; Pleosporales; Pleosporaceae
Exons: 2
Coding region: 1-840 (279 amino acids)
Source: RefSeq, a predicted model, not a curated record